AUGGAUUCUGAGAUGGAAUCAAAGUUUGUACCUCUCAUUACUCAACUAGUCUCUGCCGUAGACGAUGAGGAUUCUGAUUCAUACGAGUCAACAGUAAUAUCAUUCAUUACUGAAAUUAUUACUCUGGUCAGUUCAAUAGAUUUGGAUUCGCAACCAGAGCCGGAGUCGGAGCUGAUGUCACUCACCUCUCAAACGAUCUCUUAUUUCAAAUCUAUGGAUUUGGAUUCUCAACCGAAGCUGCUGCGAGAGUUCAUACCACUCAUUUCCCAAAAGAUCUCGCAUCUCAACUCCGCAGAUUCAAGUUUGGAGCCAGACUUUGAUUUGAAACUCUCGUCACUCGUUAAUGAAGCAUUUCAACUUAAACCGCAGCCAGAGCUCAUAUCACUCAUCCGUCAAAUAUUCUCCCUCAUCAUAACAGACUCCGACUCCGACCCGGAGCCGGAGCCAGAGCCGGAGCCUUGGCUAGAGACGGAGCUGGAAUCACUAAAAUCACUCGUUUCUCAACUAAUGUCUAGGAACCGCUUCGUUAAGAAGCCGUUGUCUAGGGGCCGCGACACUAGGGAGCUGGAGUGGGACUCCCUCACACGACUCGUUACUCAACUAAUGUCUCUAUUCAGCUCAAUGAAUUUGGAUUCGCAGCCGAAACCUGAAUCGGAGCUCAUGUCACUCACUAAACAAGUAAUCUCUCAUUUCAACUCUAUGGAUUCGGAUUCCCAGCAGAGGCUCAUCUUAUUCAUUACAAAAAAAUUAUAUCCCUAUGAAUAUACAAGUGGAUCGAUGAAUCUCGAGAUAGAGUCGGAUCUCACGUCACUCAUCCUUCAAAUAUUUUCUCUGGCCAUCUCUAUGGAUUCAGAGUGGCGAUACCUUAUUUUGGUAUGCCCUCAAGAACAAGUAAGAGUGGUAGAAGGAAAAUUUCAUGUGACUAAAGAAAAAUACUUCAGGUGGAGCACCACAAAGUGGGCAUGUCUCCCUUUAAACUGGGAAAAAAUCAGCCUAGCAGGAAGAUAUCGUGACACCCACUUUCUCUGUCAAGGUUGCAAUGGCCAGAACCAUAAAGAAUAUGAAAAGGCUCCAGUUGAGAUCAGUCACCUUCUUCAUCCAAAACAUCCCUUGCAGCUUGUCUUGUAUCCGGAGUCUGAAGAUACGGAUAACACAAUGCAAUGUUAUUGCUGUGAUGAAGAUCUCCACCGGAUAUUUUACUGUUGCUUGGCUUGUGGUUAUGCUAUGAAUACAGAUUGUGCCGAAAAAACACCAUCCUUGUCUAUUGACUAUCCGAAGUGGCAUGAGCAUCCACUUGCUCUAUUUCCAAGACAGACGUCCUUAACUUGCAGCUUAUGUGCUUUGACACAUUCGAGCUGUCCGUUUUAUAUGUGUCCCCCUUGUGAUUUUGUGGUCCAUCAAAGUUGUUUACAAUUACCACGUGUCAUAAGGAUAUCUCGCCAUCCUCAUCGGAUUGCCUUUACUUUUUCUUUUAACCAAGGAGCUAGAGAUCGGUCUUGUGGUGUUUGUCGCACAAAGAUCGACAAUAAUAAUGGGGGAUAUUCUUGCAUCAAGGAAGGUUGUUCGUAUGAGGCUCACUCAAAAUGUGCCACACAGAGCAAUGUGUGGGAUGGUAAGGAACUUGAGAACGUGCCAGAAGAAAUUGAAGAAGAAGAACUUGGGCCUUUUGUGAGGAUAAGCGAUGGAAUCAUACUGCAUUUCCUUCAUCAACAUCAAUUGAGACUUGAUACGGACACGGGCAGGGAUUACAACGAGAAUAAGCAGUGCCAAGCAUGCUUCAUGCCAAUCUAUUUUGGUAAUCUCUACUCUUGUAUGCAAUGCGAUUAUAUUCUCCACCAAAAAUGCGCAGAACUUUCUCGCAAAAUACAUCACCCAAUACAUCCACAUCUCCUCACUCUAGUGCGAGGUUACAACGGUGCUAAGGAGGACUAUACAGAAAGCUGUUCAGGUUGUGAUGAGUUGUGCAUAGCUGAAUUCUUCUAUAACUGCAGUGAAACUGGAUGUGAUUUUCAGCUACAUGUACCAUGCGCCACAAUUUCUGAACCAUUGAUUCAUGAAAACCAUAUGCAUCCUUUAUAUCUAACAUCCAAACCAGGAGAACGGAGAAGAUGUUCUGCUUGUAACAAUGUACAAAGGUGUGCCACAGAGGAAACAUUCAAUUGCAUCGCGUGCGACUUUUGUUUGUGUUUUGGAUGUGCUACUUUACCUCAAAAGGUGAGGUAUAGGCAUGAUAAACAUGUGCUCAGUCUUCGUUUUGUGAAGGAGGAGAUACGUACCAUGACGUAUUGGUGUGAAGUUUGCGAGGAAAAAAUAGAGCCGAAGGAGCGGCUUUAUAUAUGUGAUGAGUAUUGUUGUGUCACCCUACACGUGAAGUGUAUGCUUGGGGAGGAUUUGUACAUGAAGCCUGCAUCAGUGUGGAAUUACUUCAGUCAAAUAACAGAUGUUCUACCCAACAAUCAUAUGUCUCGACCUAUUUGCUCAAACUGUAAGAAACGCUGUCCAAACAAAACAGUUAUCAAAUAUGAUGGAUUAAUAUUUUGUCGCCAAGAUUGCUUUCGUGAUUAUUCAUUCUGGCACUGAAUGGUAGUGAGGUUCGUCAACGGUAACGGUUCAGAAAGGCAAGAAAAUUAGAAUAUGUGAGUCAUGAGUGUGAUUUAGAUGUUGUUGGCAUGUCUAAUUUUAGUUUUUUUUUUUUUUUUUUU
Molecule: messenger RNA, 2702 nt
Organism: Capsella rubella
Lineage: Eukaryota; Viridiplantae; Streptophyta; Magnoliopsida; Brassicales; Brassicaceae
Exons: 2
Coding region: 1-2580 (859 amino acids)
Source: RefSeq, a predicted model, not a curated record